Messenger RNA from Spathaspora passalidarum NRRL Y-27907, 984 nucleotides. It is a transcript of the gene BET2, whose product is annotated as Rab geranylgeranyltransferase. The record is from RefSeq and is a predicted model, not a curated record. Gene Ontology annotation, biological process: protein geranylgeranylation. The coding region runs from base 1 to 984 and encodes 327 amino acids. Lineage: Eukaryota; Fungi; Ascomycota; Pichiomycetes; Serinales; Debaryomycetaceae. Gene Ontology annotation, cellular component: Rab-protein geranylgeranyltransferase complex. Gene Ontology annotation, molecular function: Rab geranylgeranyltransferase activity. The transcript has a single exon.
AUGACGGAUGUUACCUUUGUGAAGGAUAAGCACAUACAGUAUGUCAUAGAACAGGAUUCACAUAGAUCAUUUGAAUACUGGCUAAGCGAACACCUUCGAAUGAAUGGGUUGUAUUGGGGUAUCACCACAUUAGCCACAAUAAACAGCCUAGACGCCUUACCAAAAGCUGAAGUAAUUGAUUUCAUAUUAAGUUGUUGGGAUGAUAAAUCUGGAGGAUUUGGUUCAUUUCCAAAGCAUGAUUCUCACAUAUUGUCCACGUUAUCAGCACUCCAAGUACUUCGUAUAUACGACAAUGAAUUGACUAUGAUAUCAAGCGAAAAGAGAACCAAGUUAGUGAAAUUUAUCAAAGAGUUACAACUUCCCGAUGGUAGCUUCCAGGGAGAUAGAUUUGGAGAAGUAGAUACCAGGUUUGUAUACACUGCAAUUUCUGCAUUGUCACUCUUGGAUGAGUUGACCAAGGAGAUAGCAGAUCCAGCUGUUGAUUUUAUAAUGAAAUGCCGAAAUUUCGAUGGAUCUUUCGGAAUGGUCCCAGGAGCAGAAAGUCAUGCUGCACAAGUGUUUGUUUGUGUUGGGACAUUGGCUAUAACUGACAACUUGCACUUGAUAAAUCAAGAUAUCAAACUUGCAAGCUGGCUAAGUGAAAGACAAGUUCUCCCAAGUGGAGGUUUUAACGGACGACCAGAGAAAUUACCAGAUGUCUGUUACAGUUGGUGGGUUCUCUCAUCAUUGGCAAUAUUGAACAAGAAGCACUGGGUAGAUUUGGAAAAGUUGGAAGGUUUUAUCCUCUCUGCACAAGACUUGAAAGAAGGUGGAAUAAGUGACCGUCCCGACAAUGCAACUGAUAUUUAUCAUACCUGCUUCGGAAUCACUGGUUUAAGUUUAAUAGAUUGGAAAAAGUACAACUUUAAAGAAAUUGAUCCUAUUUACUGUAUGCCAGUCGAAGUAACAAAAAAUUUUAAAAAGUGGAAAAACCUUUCGUCAUAG